UUGCAUGAUUCGUACCCUUUUCGUCCAAAAGCCAAUCAUAAUGAAAAUACCGAGAGGGAGAGAGAGGGAAAGAGAAACUGUGUUACCACUGUUGAGUUGCAUGCAGCAGCACUGUGAUUGCUGCUGCUGCUUUGCCAUUCAGCUUUGUUUUUGACCAACUUCAUGCCAAUUGCGACCAUUUUUUAUUUUUUACUGAUAGAGAGAUUGAAAAAUGUCCCAUUAUGCAUUGCCAUCUAUGUGCAAAAGUGGCAACUAUCCGUUGGCCGAAUGAGAAAACUAACUUCAUACAAACCUGAACGAAAACGAAGUUUCGCAAAUCGAAACCGACGAACGAAACGACGAAGAAGAAGAAGAUGACGAAAAAUUGGGAUGCCAGUGUUUUGAGUUCCUCUCUCAAUCCCACGGAAUUGUCACAUUCGCCAUUUGAUAAAACUCAAGUUUGAAAAAAAAAACCAAUUUGAAAGAACAGGAAAAAAAACAUUCCGAAAAGUGGUCAACCAUAUUUUCCAAUGACUAAAACGAAUAAUUUUAUUUAAAAAAAUCAACUCCGAGUGAACAAUUUGAAAGAAGAUGAACUGAAAAAAGAAAUAAUGUUAAUGUUGUCGAUGUAACGUUCAAUUGAAUUUAUAUUGUAUUUGACUGAACGACGAAUUUAACCAACCGGCAGAAUAAAAAUCAAUAAUUGCAUAACGUGAUCGGUUCCAUUGAAAAUUGUCAGAUGGGUCAAUCAAUUGAACGAAAAAGUUUUCGAUGUGCUCAAUAUUCAGCAGCAACAAAUUCAAAAAAAAUAUUAGAAAAUUUCUUCGCAUAAAAUAAAUAAAUACCAUUACUUUGGAGCUACAGUAUUGCCAUAUGAGACCAUCAUUGCAUUGUUGAGUGUGUGAGUGUUCAAAAUAAAACACAUAUGAACAAACAGUGCCAGUAUACUUGAACAGUGAAUACUAUUCACUGAAUAGGAAUGAAAGAAAAAAAAAACUAUACACACAUCCAACACAAAUCGAAUAAAGUGAUGUUUUGGUUUUUUGCUACACACAUACGCGAGGAUCGGUGCUGCUGUAUGGUCGAAAUGUCAUUGGAUUUGUGCAAAAUUAUGGUUGAUGAUAUUAUUUGUGUAGAUGUCUUGUGAACACACAAGAGUGUCGUCCAAGUAGCCAAAAUAAAAUAGAAAAAAAGUGGUUAAGAAUAUAGAGAGAAAAAGGGAGCGUGAAAAAAGGUAUCCAAAAAACGAGAAAGAACAAACUCAGCUCCAAAAAAAAAUUAAGCGACGACAAGUUGUUUGGCACUUUUCUGUGGCAUUGAUUGCUUACCAAAAUUGUGUUCAUUUGAGAAUUUUUGUGUACGACCAGAGACAACACACAAACGGGAUACGAAAAUUCGAGCCAGUGGAAAAAUUACUAAAUCAAAUGUAUAUGUGCAAUUAAUUAGAUGCUAGUGGAUGUGACAAGGAAUAGUGUUGAUCUGUUUUUUUUUUCUAUUGCCUCCAAUCUCUGCUUGGAUCAUCUGUUGGGCUGUUUCCAUCAAAUCUUUCAGCUAGGCCAGCCACAUUGAGUGUGAAUUUCGUUCGUUUUGCUCUCCAAUUCGAAUGUUUGGACAUGAAAAUAGACAUUUUAAUUUGAAUGCUCGCAUGAAAUCGACGAGGAUCAAAUUUAUAUGUACCAGUGAAAUUGGUUCGGAAUUCGACCUACCAACGGAAUAACAAAUAAUCCAUCAAUGGCGACUGAAGACAAAUUGAAGCGAACGGUCAAAAUUGAAAAUGUGGACACGAGGCAAUCACCACCAAAGGCCAUUGUUGAUUGUAGCCCACUUCAGCCAGCUAUUAGUAAAAAUAAAGAAGCUCUAAAAAUCAAGCUAAUGGUGAGACGGCCGAUAGCGCAAUUAGUUGACCAAGGCAUUAUUCCUUCAUUGAAGUCAUCGCCCGCCUUGCAUGAGCAACGAAAGCAAUUGGAACGCGCCAAAACGGGAGACAUUCUGAAAGCGAAAAUUCAACAGCGACCCGAUCGCCAAGAGCUUGAACGUCGUCACAUUCUUGAACAUGACGAAGGUCAUGUGGAUCCCAGUCUUGCCGAAAGACAACGUAUGCUGAAAAAAGCACGUCUUGCCGAUCAAUUGAACUCACAAUUAUCGCAUAGGCCCGGCCCAUUGGAGCUGAUCGCAAAAAAUAUUCUUCACACUGAAGAGCCCAUCGAACGAAUCGUUAAAGAGGGCCUUAUCUCAUUUAAGGCAACCAGCGAAGGUCUACUGAAUCGUCCGCAACAGCCAAACGGUUACAUAACAUACGAAGAUGAUUCACAGAGUUCAGAGGGUGAUCAGCAAAGUCCAGCCGGUCAAGAUUUAAAUGAAUCGACGACAGCGACGGCCGUGUCAGCGGCGACAACCAUCGCCGCAAUACCAUCGACAUCAGCAAUUAUUCCACUCACAAAUGAGAAUAACAAUACCGUUUUCACAACCGUUGUAACACAAGCCAAAUUACCGCCAGCCUACUAUCCAAUCGAUACAACGAUAACCAAACCCGCGCCGGUCGAACCGAUUCAAGUGAAACCAGAAACAACCAAUCUAUUCAACGAACUAUGCCAACAAGUGAUCACCAUUGAUAACCAACAAUUUGUACCAAAUAAGAGUGAUCAACAACAGCGCGUUACAUUGUUGCCAGCGUCAACCACUUCAUUUCAAGUGAUUGCACAGCCGGUGCAAAACAGUUGCAAAACCGAUGCACCCGGCAAACAUCGGAAAAAGAAUAAACUGAAACCGAUUUCAAAAACGCGUACAAUAAAAUUCCAUGAAUAUAAAGGGCCACCGAAUGCACAGAAAAAUGGGCUACUGUCGUUGCAACCGGAGGAAACAUCAUAUCAACUGUUGCUGAAGCAACAAAAUUGUCUUCUGGAAUAUCUUGAAGGUCUUCACAAGAAUUUACCGUCAACGAUAGCGGCAAACAACACAAAACCCAAUGUGCAAUCAGAAACACAAACAUUCUCGAUGAUAAAUAAUUUCAUGCAACAAGCAUCGCCGGCCACAUCAACAGCAUCGUCCACAAAACCAGCCAGUCCGAUAUCAAAUGUAUCCGAUACAAACACAUUGGAGCUGAGCAAAUUGGAAAAGAUGAAGGUGUCGGAUUUGAAAAUACUGCUGAAAACACGUAAUCUGCCCGUUUCCGGUCCAAAACCACAGCUUAUCGAACGGCUUCGGCCGUUCGUACAACCAGAAGUCAGCGAUAUGAUGACCAGUGAAAAUGGCACGAUGGACGAUGAUACUGAUAAUGCCAGCCGAAUUUCACCCAUUUCAAUGGAAACUGAUAGCAUGGAAAUGCAUGAACAGGCCAAAUCACGCAGCAAUGUGGAUUUGUUGCGCGAACAACAACGAAAAAUCGAUGAACUUCAACGUAAACUGAAAGAAAGCCAACAAGAAUUGCAACAAAUGCAAAUGAAACAAAGCCAAUCAUCGCCUGCAGUUAUUUUGACGCAGAAUGACGUCAUUCCGAACAAAACGGAAGCGUUGAAUCAAAAGCAAAUAUUCAAGCAACAAUUAGAGGCCAAAAUUCAAAAGGACAAACUACAAAAACUGGAAAACUUACAGAAAUUGCAAAUGGAACAACAACAACAGCAGCAGCAGCAGCAGCAGCAGCAGCAGCAGCAACAAGAGAUGCAGCGAAGGAAACAAGAAAAUGCGGUAAAAAUAAACGAGACGUUCGCACCAAAGCCAAUCGUAACGACCAAUUUUACCGUUGGCCCAACGGCAAAGCCAGCCAACGAAUUUGUAUGGAACGGCGAAUCGACCAUUUUGCUGGUGAAUUUUCCCGAUGACAAAAAGUAUGUGCUUAGCAGUAAUCCACAUGGUGGUGGUGGAACGAUGCAGAAUUUUCUGGUGCCAAUUUCCACCAAUUCGCCGAAUAUCAAUGCAAUUGUGAAGAAAAUCAAUUUAAGCACACAAAUUCAACCGCCGCCUCAGCCACCACCCGUUAAUUUGCAUCUGACGCAAAUAACGGCGCCCAAAAUUUCUAGUCAUCCAAUGAAUGUGGACACAAAUAAACAACAUAAUGCCAAUAAAAUGGAAAAUAUACUCGAACAGCAACAGCAACAGCAACAGCAACGGCAACGGCAACGGCAAUCGCCACAGCAGCAGCAGCAGCAACAACAACAAUCACAGCAACAAACGUUGCCAAGUAUUAACACAGCAAUUACGAUGGCUAAUUCAACUGAUCAUGCGCUACACAACGCCACGAAUUUGAAUAAUGUGCUAAUGAGCAAUGUGGCUGCCACACUUCCAUUUAAUACAACGCCAGUGAAAAAGGAAUUUUCGCUAUUCGAUUCGACAUCAGCAUCGGAUUCAAAUAUGAUUCCAAAUGAUUUGCUUCUCAGUGCGAAUGCGAUGGACACACUGUCGCCGAUGCCACAAUCAAAUUGCGAGGAUUCGUGCAACAGUUUCGAUUUGUUCUUAAGCGAAGCGGCUCAAUCGCAUAGCGAUGCUGGUAAAAUACAGGACCAUCAUCAUCAUCACCAUCAUCAUGACCAUGAUAAGUCGAUGCUUAUGGAUAUAAAGAAGGAGCAAACAUUGUCCAGUGCAACGAAUGAUCCGUGCUCCGUCGAUUUGAAAACAUUUGAUGACCUUGAACUGAUGGAACUGAUGGGACAGCAACUUGAUAUGGAUAUUAGUGAUGACAGUUGUCAACCGAUGACUGUUAUCAAAGAUGAACUCAAUGAUCGGGUCAGCAACAGUGGUUUGAAUUCAUCACAACAGCACAUGAUCACAUCGUGUCGACGUGACAUGAAUCCAUCACUUCAGCCAUCUCUAUCGGAGUUGAUACAACAACAGCAGCAGCAGCAGCAACAGAACCAGCAUCGAAUGCGGCCACAACAAUCGCUAAACAAUCACUUAAGCAAUCAUCGUAGUAAUAGUUCUAGCAAUAAUGACACAAACAAUAACCUAAGCAGUAGUUUAGAUAGUAAUCCAAACAACAAUCUAGUUGACUAUAACAAUCCAUUUUAUUUAGGUACGCAAAAUAAUCAAAUUACACCAGCGAGUGGUUUGCAUUUAGGUUCAAUGGACAUUGAAUAUUUUGAUAAUACAUUAGCCCAAUUCGAUUUUGCAUUGCCACAAUCAAGCACAGCAACAACAGCAACAUCAUCAUCGUCACCGAUGAAUCAUCAUCAUCAAUCGGUCGUAUCGUCAUCGGCCGUGAAUUUCGAUUCAAAUGAUUCACAUUUGGUGAAUGCAAUGAAUGUGCCCAGCAAUGCAAUGACAUCGACAGCAUCAUACUUCAAUCCAAACGCAAGCGCCAAUGUUAACAAUCACGUAUUGGAUUUGUUCAACAUUGACGAUUUCAAAAUGUCCGGUGACUCACUUCCAUGGAGCGAAGUUGAUUAUGCUGUUUGAAAUCGAGCGUGAUUAGCGUGGCAAACACACAUUCAACCACCAUUUCUUUUUCUCUGAUAUUAAUCUCCUGUUAACUGUAACUGGAAAUCAACUUAGAUUUUACACAAACAACAACACAACAAGUUUAUGACUUACAUUCACUUUCUCUGCGUCUCUCUUGUAGUUACUAAUUUUUAUCAUUACUCUUAUCAUCCACAUCAUUUUCAUUUUUUUUUUCGAAAUAAUUUAUCGCCUUUUUCUUACCAUAUCUUUUUUUUUUAAAUUUCUUUUUUUACAAAAAAGAAUCGUUUUUUUCUUCGCGCAAAAUGAGAUUUAUUGAGUAAAUCUAGCAAAUUUGAUUUUUUUUCUUUUUCGUCUUAAUAAAAGUGGAUUAAAUAAAAUUAAAUUCCAUUUAUGUACGGAACGAAAUUAUGAAGAGAAAGAAGGAACAAAAAACAACAUACAUAAUUAUUGUAGUUUUAUCCUGAUAACCUCAUGCAAAAAAAAACAAAAACAAACAAAUUGAAAGGGAUCACAUUUGCACGUGAUUUGGCCACUUAAAUCGAUGUAACAGCAACUUAACUCUAGAGUAGAAACUGACUAAUUUUUGAAUUGGCAGACGGAAAAUGGUUCCAAAUAAGUUGAAUCACAUCGCAUGAGAUUUCAUUGAGCUUUAUUCUAAAUUAAUAGGCAUUUACCCAUCCACACACACACACACACACAAACAUACACUCAAACUAGCCCAAAUUUUGUAUCGUAUGGAGAAUUUUUUUUAAAAACUAUUUUUUGGAAUUGGAAGCAGAAAAGAAAAAUCAGAGAAUUUGUAUAAAAAUGAUCUUUAAAUUAAAUAGUUUGGCAUAUCGAUUGGAAAUCGGUAGAAAUUUCAAUUAGGCAAAAGAAAUUUUUUUUAACCAAAAUUGAAUUGUAUUUUUCGUUCUCGCGUAUAUAUUUUGUUCUUGAGAAAUGAGAGACUAAAUUUACAUAAAUUCUAGAUGUACGACAAUAAGUGGCUAUAUAGACCGAAAAUUAAGAGAGAAAAAAAAGCAAAUAAGAUCCUUAGCAAAAA
Molecule: messenger RNA, 6412 nt
Organism: Sitodiplosis mosellana (orange wheat blossom midge)
Lineage: Eukaryota; Metazoa; Arthropoda; Insecta; Diptera; Cecidomyiidae
Gene: Mrtf
Product: myb-like protein P
Exons: 7
Coding region: 1711-5367 (1218 amino acids)
Source: RefSeq, a predicted model, not a curated record